Molecule: messenger RNA, 2945 nt
Organism: Ilex paraguariensis (yerba mate)
Lineage: Eukaryota; Viridiplantae; Streptophyta; Magnoliopsida; Aquifoliales; Aquifoliaceae
Source: the annotation of a GenBank genome assembly
AUAUUCCUCCGGACAGCAGACACCUACCAUUCCCAUUCAACCCAAUAAGCGUUUCUCUUAUUUAUACCCAUCUUCCUAAUCACAGUCCAAUUCAUACCCUCUUUCAAUCUAAUUCCGGUUGUUCAAAUGGGGUACUGUCCCUGUUCAGAGAUGUUGCAGAAAACAGUGGAAAUGCUUUGUGGAAAGGUCCGAAACAAGUCCAUAGAAAACAAGAACAGUGAGACUAAGAAGAUCAAAGGGACAGUAAAUUUGAUGAAGAAGAAUGUUUUGGACUUGAAUGAUUGGGGUGCCUCUCUUCUUGAUCGGAUGUAUGAACUCGUUGGGAAAGGUGUCUCAAUUCAACUCAUCAGUGCUGUUCAUGGCGACCCUGCAAAUGGGUUAAGAGGAAAGCUUGGAAAAGCAGUAUCUUUGGGAAAAUGGAUUUCAACCCCUCUGGCUGUAUCGGCUGGAGAUGCUACACUCAACAUUCUAUUUGAAUGGGACGAGUCCAUGGGUGUUCCUGGUGCUUUCGUUAUAAAAAAUCACCAUCACAGUCAGUUCUACCUCAAGACAGUAACCUUAGAAGACGUUCCUGGACACAGUCAAAUCCAUUUCAUUUGUAAUUCUUGGGUUUAUCCAGCUCAUCGUUACAACUACAAUCGGGUCUUCUUUGCAAACAAGACCUACAUACCAUGUAACACUCCAGAACCACUACGCAAGUAUAGGGAAGAAGAACUCAAUAACCUUCGUGGAAAUGGAUCUGGCAUGCUCAAGGAGUGGGACAGAGUAUAUGACUAUGCAUACUACAAUGAUUUGGGAAGACCAGACAAGGGACCAGAAUAUGCACGUCCUGUGAUUGGUGGAUCUAAGGAGUUCCCAUACCCCAGACGAGGAAGAACAGGUCGCCCACCAACGAAAAAAGAUCCCAACACUGAAAGCAGAUUGCCACUUCUGAAUUUAGACAUUUAUGUUCCACGAGAUGAACGGUUUAGUCAUGUGAAGUUUUCAGAUUUCCUUGCCUAUGCUUUGAAAUCUCUAGGGCAGAUAUUGAUUCCAGCAAUUACUUCAUUUAACCAGCCUCUUAAUGAGUUUGACAGUUUCCAAGAUGUACUUAAGCUCUAUGAAGGUGGGGUUAAGCUACCAGAUGGGCAGUCACUAACUAAACUCAGGGAAUGCGUCCCAUGGGAGAUGCUCAAGGAACUCCUUCGUAAUGAUGGUGAGCAAUUAUUCAAACUCCCGAUGCCCGAUGUAAUCAAAGAGGAUAAGUCUGCCUGGAGGACAGAUGAAGAAUUUGGGAGGGAAAUGCUCGCUGGAAUAAACCCUGUUGUCAUCCGUCGCCUCCAGGAGUUUCCACCUGCUAGCAAGCUAGAUCCUGAAGUAUACGGCAAUCAAAUCAGUACAAUCAAAAGGCAGCAUAUUGAGAAGAAUAUGAAUGGCUUAACUGUAGAUGAAGCACUUAGGAAUAAAAAGCUCUUCAUAUUAGAUCAUCAUGAUGCACUUACGCCAUACCUGCGACGCAUCAACACGACUACCACGAAGACCUAUGCCACUCGAACACUUCUCUUACUCCAGAAUGACGGGACAUUGAAGCCACUGGCAAUUGAGUUGAGCUUACCACAUCCAGAAGGAGACAAAAAUGGUGCCACCAGCCAAGUCUUCACUCCAGCAGAGCAUGGAGUUGAUGGAUCAUUGUGGCAGCUAGCCAAAGCUUAUGCUGCUGUUAAUGAUUCUGGCUAUCAUCAGCUCAUUAGCCACUGGUUAAACACUCAUGCAGUAAUAGAGCCAUUUGUGAUUGCAACAAACAGACAAUUAAGUGUCCUUCACCCAAUACAUAAGCUUCUUCACCCUCAUUUCCGUGAUACAAUGAAUAUAAAUGCCUUGGCUCGGCAUAUCCUCAUCAAUGCAGGUGGGGUACUUGAGAUAACAGUCUUCCCUGCUAAAUUUGCCAUGGAAAUGUCUGCUGUUAUUUAUAAGAGCUGGGUUUUCACAGAUCAAGCGCUUCCUACUGAUCUGCUCAAAAGAGGAAUGGCAGUUCCAGACUCAAGUAAGCCGCAUGGCCUCAAACUUCUUAUAGAGGAUUAUCCCUAUGCAGUUGAUGGGCUUGAAAUCUGGUCUGCAAUCAAAACCUGGGUCAGAGAAUAUUGCUCUUUCUAUUACCCUACAGAUGUCAUGAUCCAAGAUGAUUCUGAACUCCAAUCAUGGUGGACAGAGCUCCGCAAUGUGGGCCAUGGUGACAAGAAAGAUGAGUCAUGGUGGCCUGAGAUGCAGACACGAGAUGAACUCAUCCAAACCUGCACCAUUAUCAUAUGGGUGGCUUCUGCUCUACAUGCUGCUGUCAAUUUCGGGCAGUAUCCUUAUGCUGGCUACCUUCCAAACCGCCCAACCAUAAGCCGUCGCUUCAUGCCUGAGCCAGGCACUCCUGAGUAUGCUGAGCUUGAGUCAAAUCCUGAGGGGGCCUUACUGAAAACAAUCACAAGCCAGCUCCAAACCCUGCUUGGUGUGUCUCUUAUAGAAGUUUUGUCCCGUCAUUCUUCCGAAGAGGUUUAUCUUGGGCAGAGAGACACUGCUGAAUGGACUUCUGAUGCUGAACCACGGGAGGCAUUUGAAAGAUUUGGAAGAAAUUUGGUAGAAAUCGAAAACAGAAUAAUGGAUAGAAAUAAUGACAAGAGAUGGAAGAACCGAGUUGGGCCUGUCAAAGUGCCUUACACAUUGCUCUAUCCUAACACAACGGAUAACAGUAAAGUCGGCGGACUUACUGGGAAGGGAAUUCCCAACAGUGUCUCAAUGUAAAGGUGUAAAAAGUAAAUUGUUAGAGAGGGUAUAUGUAGCCAUGAUAAUUUUAGAGUGUUGUACUAUUCAAGCAAAAGACUACCAACUAGUUUAUUGUAUACUCCACUUUUUUUCUAUCUGUAUCCCAAUUAGAGGCAAACAUAGAUGCAAAUUCUCAAGACAUUUUAUUUAAGUGG